Messenger RNA from Rhinichthys klamathensis goyatoka, 409 nucleotides. Its product is annotated as calpain-3-like. Lineage: Eukaryota; Metazoa; Chordata; Actinopteri; Cypriniformes; Leuciscidae. Gene Ontology annotation, molecular function: calcium ion binding. The transcript is spliced from 6 exons. The record is from RefSeq and is a predicted model, not a curated record. Bases 6 to 341 code for a protein of 111 amino acids.
UCUUCAUGAAAACCUACUUAGAGAAUUUCUUCAUCUGUGGACCCUUCUUUGUUAUGAUGUACAAGGAAAUCUUCUACAGCAUGGAUACUUCCAAAGAUGGCGUUCUGUCUUUGAACGAACUGCAAAAUGCAUUAGAGAAAACAGGCUUGCAUCUAAAUGAAGACAUCCUGAGUCUCAUGGUUGUGUGGUAUGGUGGUGCUUCAGAACAGAUCUCUCUGGAGGGUUUCAUUUGCCUUGUCAUGCGUUUGAACUGCAUGGCUAGAAUAUUCCAGAGACUCUGUGAAAGUGGGAAGAUAACUCUUAAUGAGAGUGAGUGGAUUGGACUCACCAUGUACUCAUGAGGGAACGUCUGUUUGCCAGGAGGUUUGCCAUCAAACGCAAGAACAGAUCGGCGGUUUAGGCAGUCGAA